CCUGUUAGUUUGAUUGUAGCAGGCUAACGGCAAAGGACAUUUACCACAAGUCAGCAACAGCCAGCCAGCAAAAGAAGAUGAAUAGAAUUAUUUUAAGCAUCUUUGCGGUCACCGUGUGCUUUGCUGUUGGCCAUACCCUUGAGUGUUACAAAUGUGACCUUGGUUUGUGGGACCUGUGCUAUACCACAAAGACUACAUGUACUGAUGGGGACUUGUGCUACAGUGGAAAGGGUGAAGCAGCCAAAUUUGUGAAGAUCGGGAAAAAGGGAUGCUUGGCAAGAGCCAAGUGCAACAUGACGGAAAGCAUCAACUGGCCAAAAAACUCCAGUAGCGCCAUCUACACGAUCACCAAUACCUGCUGUGACACGGACCUGUGCAAUGCUGCCCCCGGCCUGCCCCGUGUUGGCACUCUGCCCCUCGCCAUCGCCACCCUCCUCACUGUCAUUACUGCCAGGGCCAUGGUGUGAGACACCACACACACACGCACACACACACACACACACACAAACACACACACACACACACACACACAUACACACACACACACACACACACAAACACACACACACAUACACACCUACAGAAUAAACACACAUGUGCUAAUAUACACAGACCCCCCUAAAUCCAACUGCACACAACCGCUCACAGGAUACGGUAUUCAGACAUGACCUUAUACACAACAUUGUGAAUUGUUCAUCCUACUCACACACAACUUAGCUGGGGAACACAUAUACCUGAGGGGUAUUCCAAGUACAUGGUUUAGUGACAGACCUGGGUAAGUCCACAGAGUAAGUGGGAAGCUUCCUAAUAGAGGAGCCCUAUGGCUUCAUCCUCCAUGCAAAAUAAUAAAGCCAUUCAUGAAGCCCUUACUCUGAGUUUACUCAGGUUUGUCACUAAACUACAUACUUGGAAUGCCCCCGGUUUCUCCAUCACAAUCAAAAGCUUAUGUCUUAUAAAAAAAGGUUUGGAAUGCUUUCAGAGACCUGUCUGCAGAUGUAUACAUCAUCCUAACACUCAAUAGGUAAUCAAUUAGCAUCAUCCUAACACUCAAUAGGUAAUCAAUUAGCAUCUUCGGUUUCUGUGGGUGUUAACCUUAGUUUCCUGCUUCCGUUUUCUCUCUUUUUGUUUUAACCCACUGGAAAAGGGCUUUAAGAAAACCAGGACAAACAUUUGAACCAUGUAGUUCUGUCUCAGACAUCAAUACGAGAUAAGUAUUGCAAUGUCUUCUUUGAAAAACGCCUCCUAUCAUACAAUCAUGCCAUUAAAAAGCAAUGUUCCACCGAUUGGAGUUCAAAAGUUUCCUGAGUUCAGAUCAUGUCAAUAGAAAAUGAUCAUUCUUAUAUAUAGAUGUACGUUUUUCUUGUACUACGGUGAUCUAUUAAAGCCAUGCAUUUAGCCCAAAAGCUCUGAUAACCAAAACACAUGCUCAGAUAGGCUUCAAUGUGAUUUCAGUGUUUUAGCCACUUCGAAGCUUUCUUAACUGUCUCCACACAACUUACUUUUGUGUCGCCAUGUUGAUGUCAUCUCAUUUAGGGGCAUGUCUCUACAUGACAUAUCGCUGUUUUUGUAGAAAAUAUUUUGAUUUUUAUCCUUUAAUGUGCCACUGAAUGGUGAUUUAAAUGAUUUCAACUUAAAGCAUUUCAAAUGCAGCAUUUGUAUUAAUGAUAUGUUGCCAAAUGUUGUAAAGCCCUUUGUCCACUGAAAUUUCAAAGUCCUAAUUCCAAAAGAUAUCUGUUGUAGAGCCAACCAUGUAUAUAAAUUCCCCAAAUUUAAUAAGAAAGACCUAAAAAUGUUAUAUUUCAAUGUCAAUCAAUCAGCUUCAACAAGUUUUUCUUGUAAGUACACUGAAUGCUCUUAAUCCAUUGGGUCUUGUUUUGCACUGUAGACUAAUUCUGCAUAGUCUGGCCUCCAGUCGUUCAGUGAUAUUCCACUUUGAAUUUGCUCAUAUCAUAGAUUUCUUACGAUGGAAAUAAUAGAUUUCUUCUGCUUUGGAAAUAUCAUUUAUGAAAUUGUCAUGCCAAUAAAUAUCGUAAAAAUCAUUGAAUUGAACUCAAAUUCAUUUGAUCAUUUGAUCAUUGGACUGUUGGUCAAGUGUAAGAUUUACAGACCAUCAGUCGUGGAGAAGAACCGGCUCCUUUACCCAAACGACCUGAACGCAGCUCGUUAGGGCACACAAGCCUGAAUUAAUCUAUUCGUUCACUCGAAGAGGUUGAGCAGGUUUUCCAGGGGCACUUUGUACUCAUUGAUUGAACUUGGGAAGGGAGUUGCUUUGCUUCAGUUGAUGUCAGCUAUGUGGUAACAGCUUGACUGAUAAAGCACAACUCACCAUGUUUUACCCUUUAUUAUGUUAAAAUUUCUAUUUUUAAUUAUUCUUUUUAAUUGUUGACAUAAGUUCUGGCAUGUGAUUGUAGGAUGUGUUUGUACAACAGGGUGUGUCUAGAACUGAAUAAAAUAAUAAAGACAA
Messenger RNA from Clupea harengus (Atlantic herring), 2464 nucleotides. RefSeq names its product sperm acrosome associated 4 like (gene spaca4l). Gene Ontology annotation, biological process: sperm-egg recognition. Lineage: Eukaryota; Metazoa; Chordata; Actinopteri; Clupeiformes; Clupeidae. The record is from RefSeq and is a predicted model, not a curated record. Gene Ontology annotation, cellular component: membrane.